Messenger RNA from Spirodela intermedia, 3483 nucleotides. The record is from the annotation of a GenBank genome assembly. NCBI's taxonomy places the organism in Eukaryota, Viridiplantae, Streptophyta, Magnoliopsida, Alismatales, Araceae.
AUGUCGAAGUCCGUCACGCCGGGAGCAGUCUCUGCAAUCCUGGCAGAUCCGAACCCCGACUCCCCGGAAAUCGUUCCCGAGCUCAUAGUGCAGGUCGUCGAUCUUAAGCCCAUUGGCAACAGCACCACCCGAUUUACGUGAGCUUCUCCUUCCUCUUUGCAUUACCCUUCUACUUUCUCUUAUGUUAACUUAUUUUAGAUCGUUUUUUUUAUUUCUCCGAGCUACCGCAUGAUUUUUGCCUAUUUUUCGUCGUUUGAUUAUUUUAUUCCAGAUUUCCUAGGAGACCUGCUUUUGUGUAAUAUUUUACGUUGUAAUGUGUUUCGCAGAUUUUUCCUUUAUGAUUCCAAUAUUAAGAUUCCAUUCACCUUUUUCUGGAUCAUGACUACGCAGGUUGUAGACAUUUACUUUCGGUAUCGACUUUUGCUUACGUUUCCUCUGAUUCAUGAUGUUUGCUUUCCCUCAACUUGGGACACUGGAAAAUGGGUUCUAUUUGUGUCGGUUUCAUGUCAGACAUUGAUGUUCUGCCACUCUUAUAUUUUCUUUGGAGCUAACUAUUGGUGCGAAUCUGUAUUCCCUGACUUAUGACGCUGUAUGAUUUGAUCUUAAAUACAGCUGUUAUUAAUCUCAGGUUCAUGGCUAGCGACGGCAAGAUGAAGAUGAAAGCAAUGCUUCCAACUCAUUUUGCUUCGGAGAUACAUUCAGGAAACCUUCAAAACCUAGGUCUUGUUCGCAUCCUGGAUUACACCUGCAAUUCUAUACCCAACCAGUCAGAGAAGUACAGUAAUAUCUCGCCUCCGCGUUUGUUUCAAUUCUUUUGCGGUUCCUGUCAUUUGAAAUGCGGAUUGUUACAGGGCUUUGAUAGUGACAAAAUGUGAGGUGACAUCUCCUGCUCUUGAGAAAGAGAUCAAAGAUGAUCUUAAAAACGUUGGACUAGGAAUUAUUUUGAAGCCGAAGCAGGAAGUGAUAGCAAAGUCUGCUGCGCAGAUUGUGAAUGAGCAGCGUGCAAAGUAUGUUUUUUCUGGUUUACUAGGUUCAUUGACAUCCUCAUGUAGUUGUGCUUUUGACGCAAGAUGCUAUAGCUGAUCUUGAUUUAAUGGUGAUUCCACGCUACAGUGCUGCUCCUGCUGCUAGAAUGGCCAUGACAAGGAGAGUACAUCCGCUUGUCUCUUUGAAUCCUUACCAAGGAAAUUGGACAAUAAAGGUUCGAGUAACUAAUAAGGGAAAUAUGCGUUCAUACAAGAAUGCAAGGGGGGAAGGCCAUGUUUUCAAUGUAGAAUUGACGGAUGAAGAUGUAAGUUUGCUGUUUUCCACAUAACUUCCAUAAAAAAAAAGAAUACUGGCACGUCAUAUCGAUUACGUGGCCUGUUUUCUGCAUAUUCUAGUGGGACAUUUAGUUUCAGGCACUCAUUUUGAUAUCUGUCUUUUCAUUCACAAAAUACGCACAUAAGAGAGAAAUUGGAAGUCUACCGGAUCAUUUUCUCGGUUUUGACCCCUGCUAAUACUUUUUAUCAUUCCGACCCUACCUCCUUUUUGCGAUUUCUCCGCAUACAGCCCAUCUAAACAAUUUCAUAUUCCGUAGCAGAUACAUCUCUUUACAAGUUCAUCAAUUUCUGUGAAUUUUGAUCUCAGGGCACACAGAUACAAGCAACUAUGUUUAAUGAAGCGGCGAAGAAGUUCUACCCCAAAUUUGAAUUUGGAAAGGUGUAUUAUAUUUCCAAAGGAUCUCUCAAGGUUGCGAAUAAACUGUUUAAAACAGUCAAGAAUGAUUAUGAGAUGACCCUGAACGAGAAUUCAGAAGUUGAAGAGGCUGCUAGUGAAGGAGCAUUCAUUCCAGAGAUGAAAUUUGAUUUUGUGAAGAUCGACCAGCUGGGCUCAUACGUCAAUGGGAGGGAACUUGUUGGUAAAUUUCCUCUUAGAAUCUUCAGCUUAAUGAUAAUAACAGUAAUGAUAAUAUAAUAAGUAUUUGUCCUAUCUUUCCUGGAUCUCCUGAUUGUACUCAUGCAUCUGGCAGAUAUCAUCGGGGUUGUGCAGAAUGUCUCAUCUACAUUGAGUGUCCGAAGAAAGAGCAAUAACGAGUCUGUUCCAAAGCGAGACGUCACCAUUGCUGAUGAUUCGUAAGGAAAAUUACGUCUUCUCCUUUAGCUUCUUGUAGUUUCAACAUCGAGUUCUUAUCAGAUUGUCUCUAAUGACAGGAAGAAAACCGUCGUUGUUUCCCUCUGGAAUGAGCUUGCCACGGACGUGGGUCAGCAGUUGCUGGACAUGGCCAGCGAGGCUCCUGUUGUGGCAAUGAAGUGCCUUAAAGUCGGAGACUUCCAAGGCGCGUUUCUCUCUUUUCUACCCUUCUAGCCUUCUUUUGACCUUUGUCAGUGGGUCUGAUAAAUUGAAGUACUCUCUGUAGGCGUGACCCUCUCAUCCAUAAGCAGAAGCUCUGUGCUUAUAAACCCAGACGUGCCGGAGUCAAAGAAACUCAGAUCUUGGUGAGAAUCCUCCAACCCAACUCCUUCGAUCUCACCUCUUCAAAGUGGAAUCUUCCUAAUGUCAGCCUGUGUUUCAUCAACAGGUACGACUCCGAAGGCAGGGAGACCGCAAUGUCUUCUGUCGGUUCCGGCCUGGUCAACGCUUCCUCGAGGAACAGCCCGGCCUCCAUGUACUCAGACCGGGUCACCCUCUCUCACAUCACCGGAGAUCCCACUCUGGGUCAAGAAAAGGUGCAUUACUAACUCAUUUAGGUACCAAACCAGGGAAACCGGUCCACUUUAAAAGCUCUUCCGCUGACCCGCAUCUCUCUGCCGUUAAAAUGGGCAGCCAGCAUAUUUCAGUGUAAAAGCCUACGUGAGCUUCAUCAAGCCCGACCAGACCAUGUGGUACCGGGCGUGCAAGACCUGCAACAAGAAGGUGACCGAGGCCGUGGAAUCUGGUUUCUGGUGCGAAGGCUGUCAAAAGAACGACGCCGAGUGCAGCUUGAGGUAAACAAGCUGAUGAGCGCCCCAUGAGCAUCCCUUCCCUCCCCCCCUCUCCCCCCCCCUCUCUCUCUCUCUCUCUCUCUUUCUCAAUGUGUGUAUCAUUCACGCAGGUACAUCCUGGUAGUCAAGGUCUCGGACCCGACGGGGGAAGCCUGGCUUUCUGUGUUCAACGAGCAGGCGGAGAAGAUCAUCGGGUGCUCAGCUGACGAGCUCGACAGGGUCAAAACAGAGGUAUAAAUAAGCCAGCGACCGACUGGUUUUCCGGCUCUCCGCCAUUAUUGAUUUUCGCUCUCUUGCUGCUACGUCUCUGGUUCGACAGGAGGGUGACGAAAAACUACAGAUGAUGCUCAAGGAGGCGACGUGGGUCCCCCACCUGUUCCGGGUCAGCGUGGCUGUCCACGAGUUCAUGGGCGAGAGGAGACAGAGGAUCACUCUACGUGCCCUCUCCCCCGUUGACUCCUUGACCGAGUCAAGGUACCUUCUCGAGGAGAUCUCCAAGCUGAAGCUCUCCCCCUCGUAG